AUGCAAACGGCCAACUGCCCUUGCGAAUCCCCGCGGGUACCCGACCGGCGAAGGAUGGCAAACGGGCAGCACCGGAGCUCCUCCACCCGCAGUGACGGCUUCGGGUCGCUGGGGCCAAGGAUGGGGGUGAUAAAUGCAGGGAAGAGCACACACAAUGAAGAUCAAGCCAGUUGUGAAGUCCUCUUUGUCAAGAGGAAAGCUGGAGGAGCUAAUUCUACACCAAACAAGAACUCUUCAAAACGGAGGUCGUCGCUGCCCAAUGGAGAAGGUCUCCAGCUGAAAGACAAUUCGGACUCGGAUGGGAUCAACCUGUACUACUGGUCCCUGUUUGAUGGACACGCUGGAUCAGGGGCAGCUGUGGUGGCUUCCAAACUGCUGCAGCACCACAUCCUGGAGCAGCUGCAGGACAUCGUGGACAUCCUGAGGAACACGGCCGUCCUCCCACCCACCUGCCUGGGAGAGGAGCCCGACAACCCGGCCACCAACAGCAGGACGCUGACACGGGCAGCCUCCCUGCGUGGUGGUGUGGGGGCCCCGGGCUCGCCCAGCACCCCUCCAACACGCUUCUUCACUGAGAAGAAGAUCCCACAUGAAUGCCUGGUUAUUGGGGCCAUAGAAAGUGCGUUCAAGGAGAUGGAUUUGCAAAUAGAGCGAGAGAGGACUGUGUAUAAUAUUUCUGGUGGCUGCACAGCCCUUGUGGUGGUGUAUUUAUUGGGGAAGCUUUACGUGGCAAACGCUGGUGAUAGCAGGGCUAUAAUAAUCCGAAAUGGUGAAGUUAUUCCAAUGUCUUCAGAAUUCACCCCAGAGACCGAACGCCAGCGACUUCAGUAUCUGGCUUACAUGCAGCCCCACUUGCUGGGAAAUGAGUUCACACAUUUAGAGUUUCCACGGAGGGUGCAGCGCAAGGAAGUUGGAAAGAGGAUGCUCUACCGUGACUUCAACAUGACUGGCUGGGCAUACAAAACCAUUGAGGAAGAUGACUUGAAGUUUCCCCUUAUAUAUGGAGAAGGCAAGAAGGCUCGGGUUAUGGCAACAAUUGGAGUGACCCGAGGACUGGGAGACCAUGACCUGAAGGUGCACGACUCCAAUAUAUACAUCAAACCUUUCUUGUCCUCGUCUCCUGAGGUGAGAGUUUAUGACCUCGUGCAGUAUGAGCAUGGGCCAGAUGAUGUUCUGAUCCUAGCUACUGAUGGACUCUGGGAUGUGCUGUUAAAUGAAGAAGUGGCAGAAGCUGUCACUAACUUUCUACCAAACUGUGACCCUGAUGAUCCCCACAGGUACACGCUGGCGGCACAGGACUUGGUGAUGCGAGCCAGGGGAGUGCUGAAGGACCGGGGCUGGCGAAUAUCCAACGACAGGCUGGGCUCUGGAGAUGACAUCUCUGUCUACGUCAUCCCCUUAAUACACGGGAACAAGCAGUCAUGA
Molecule: messenger RNA, 1425 nt
Organism: Nestor notabilis (Kea)
Lineage: Eukaryota; Metazoa; Chordata; Aves; Psittaciformes; Psittacidae
Gene: PPM1H
Product: protein phosphatase, Mg2+/Mn2+ dependent, 1H
Exons: 10
Coding region: 1-1425 (474 amino acids)
Biological process (GO): protein dephosphorylation
Molecular function (GO): protein serine/threonine phosphatase activity
Source: RefSeq, a predicted model, not a curated record